AAUAUUUGUUGAACAAAAGUUCAAACAAAUCUUGCGCCUCAUGAUUUCCAGCUUAUGUGGCAUCCUCUAGGUGGUUUUGCAAAGGCCAAAAUCUUUCUUGGCUUGCACGGCUACUAGCAUGUAUUAAUAGGGCCCCAGGCAACCUUCGUUCCAUCACCCUCAACAAUAUCAUCUACACCAUCUAGAAUCUUGUUUAACACAAGUACUGCAGUUUCAACAAUGGCAGCAUACACCACCAAGAUCUUCGCCCUCUUUGCCUUGAUUGCUCUUUUUGCAAAUGCUGCGACUGCAUAUACCACUGUUCAAUAUUUCCCACCAACACUAGCAAUGGGCACCAUGGAUCCGUGCAGGCAGUACAUGAUGCAAACAUUGGGCAUGGGUAGCCCAACAGCCAUGUUCAUGUCUCAGCCAAUGGCUUUCCUUCAGCAGCAAUGUUGCAUGCAGCUACAAGGCAUGAUGCCGCAGUGCCACUGUGGUGCCAGUUGCCAGAUGAUGCAGAACAUGCAACAAGUAAUUUGUGCUGGACUUGGGCAGCAGCAGAUGAUGAUGAAGAUGGCGAUGCAGAUGCCAUACAUGUGCAACAUGGCCCCUGUCAAUUUCCAGAUCUCUCCCUGUGGUUGUUGAUCAAACUUUGGUUACAUGUACUCUAGUAAUAAGCGUUGCACGCUAUCGUGUGCAAACACUAGAAAUAAUAACCAUUGAAUAAAAUAUCAAUCAGCUGUUUUCAGAGUU
Molecule: messenger RNA, 732 nt
Organism: Oryza brachyantha (malo sina)
Lineage: Eukaryota; Viridiplantae; Streptophyta; Magnoliopsida; Poales; Poaceae
Product: 10 kDa prolamin
Exons: 1
Coding region: 220-624 (134 amino acids)
Source: RefSeq, a predicted model, not a curated record